Molecule: messenger RNA, 1332 nt
Organism: Macrobrachium nipponense
Lineage: Eukaryota; Metazoa; Arthropoda; Malacostraca; Decapoda; Palaemonidae
Product: D-beta-hydroxybutyrate dehydrogenase, mitochondrial-like
Exons: 6
Coding region: 252-1082 (276 amino acids)
Biological process (GO): steroid metabolic process
Cellular component (GO): intracellular membrane-bounded organelle
Molecular function (GO): oxidoreductase activity
Source: RefSeq, a predicted model, not a curated record
AAAGGGUUCUUCACAAGAGAGAGAGAAAGGGAUAGAUAGAAGCUUCUUGGACAUUCGCCAGCACAGUUAGUCUAGAGUGCUAAACCGACCUGGUGCGUAGAAAGUGUUCCUCUGCAGGUGGAUUUGGUGACCUAUUGCUUUUCCCCGCCGCCCUUCGGGAGCGCCCUUUUCAAAGGACUCUCCGAUCAAUUAGCGACGAAAAGACGCCACAAACUAAGAGCACGGAAUCGAGCUGCAACACGCUCUGCAAGAUGCUCUACCUUCUGGCUGUGACCUUCAUCAUAGCCUUCUACAUCACCAAAGCGAUUUACGCUUCCAGAGAGCUGGACCCAAGUCAUAAAAUUGUGGUGGUAACUGGUUGCGACAGCGGCAUAGGCCACUCGCUGGCUCUCACAGCCGUCCGGACGUGGGGCUGCGUGGUGGUGGGGACGUGUCUGGAACCCGACGGAGACGCUGGAAGGAUUCUCCGCGCUGCUGGAAUCCACGUGGUCAAGCUGGACCUCACGGAAGAGGAUUCGACGAAGGAACUCUUGGAAGUUGUUAACCGGCUGGAGGCCAAUGGGAAGACAUUGUGGUCUCUCGUGAACAAUGCAGGCGUGCUCACCAUCGCUGCUUGCGAGUGGCAGACCGAACAGAUAGUGACGCAGCAGAUCCAGGUCAAUCUGACGGGCGCCAUACAGGUCACGUCGAGGCUACUCCCGAAAAUAAGGAGGAAUAAAGGACGAAUAGUGAUGGUCUCGUCCCCUACCGGGCAAGUGGCGUGCCCCAACAUGAGCGUGUACAGCGCCUCCAAGUUCGGCAUCGAAGGAUUCGCCCAGGCCCUCCGCAGGGAGGUGGGCCCCCUCGGAGUCAAGAUUUCUAUCGUUAGGCCUUGUAACUUGCCAAAUCAAACCGGACUGCUGCGAGACAACGCUCGUAGGCUCAGGCACAUGAUAGACAGAGCCUCGGAGGAAACCAGGCUAGACUAUGGAAGUCUCAUGGAGCAAACUGAGAGCCACUUUGCAAGGGAUUUGCAUACGUGCAACAGAUUCAAGACAUCAAGGACGAUCUGUUGCUACUUUGCUUCAGAGUGGCCGUCCUGAGUCAAGACCCCAAGAGAGUGUAUGCUGCAGCGCCUCUCUUAGUGAGACUGUACUUGGCCUUGGCCCAGGUUCUGCCAAGCCAGUAUGUGGACUACCUGGUUCUGAAAGGAUAUCAUGAGAAAAUCAUGUCACUCGCUUUGAUGCACUGAAUCCUUCCACGUCUGUAGCAUUUGUAUGAUGUGGGGGUGAAGUUAUCCAAUGUUCUUCGUCAAUAAAUUUUUAAGAGUAUAAAAUCGUAAAGACGUUUUUA